ACAACGCAACGCAACCCAGUAGUGGACAGGUUACGUCCCUGGAUACAGAUUUCAAAACACAAAUUUUAACAUCGGACGUCUUUUAAGUUAGCAGAAAGAUACGAAUGAAGAUUAAAUUCAGUAAAACGCCAGCAAUAUUACCGUUAUCUUUGUUAUUAGCAUAAAAAGCAGGAAUAUCGAGGUAUUAUGCAACUUUAAAGAUGAUGUUUAUUAAGGAGGAGAGUGAGGACAAUUGUGAUUCAGAACCCUGCAGACUAGAAAAUGAGCACCAAGAAGACCUGAUGGAAGUGAAAGAGGAAAGUCAAAUUGAAAACAGUUUGUCACAAAGCAGCACUCAGACAACAGUCAAAAAGCCUUUCACCUGCUCUCUGUGUGGAAAGCAAUGUGCCCAUAGAGGCCACCUGAACGAUCACAUGUUAACGCACACCGGAGAGAAGCCGUUCGCUUGCUCUCAGUGUGGAAGGAGAUUCGCACGCAGAAGAAGCCUCAGUGAUCACAUACUAAUUCACAAUGGACAGAAGCCUUUCGUCUGUCCUCAAUGUGGAAAGAGUUACAAACGCAACGAACACUUUCAGUGUCACUUACUAAGUCACGAUGGAAGCAAACCCUUCACCUGCUCUCAGUGUGGAAAGAGUUUCAGUUAUAAGCGAACCCUUAACGACCACAUCAAAAUCCACACUGGAGAGUGUCUUCACACGUGCCUUCAGUGCGGAAAGAGUUUCCUGAAUAAAGGACACCUUAAGGAACACGAAAAAAUCCACACCGGAGAGCGACCUUUCGCCUGCCCUCGGUGCGGAAAGAGCUUCAUCAGUAAGCGAGACGUCACGUCUCACAUGAGAAUUCACACCGAAGAGAAGCCUUUCAAAUGCCUUCAGUGUGGAAAGGGUUUUGCAUGGGCAAGCUGUCUGAAAAUCCACAUGCGCCACUCUCACUCUGAAGAAAGAGGGUUUACCUGUGAGCACUGCAGUAAAACAUUUGUUUUAGAGUCCUAUCUAAAGAGACACUUGAAGAUUCAUCAGAACGAGAAACCUCAUGUCUGUUCGGUUUGCGGGAAAAGUUUCCUAUGGCUUCUGUGUUUCAAAGCGCACCAGAAAAUACAUGAGGGUGUGAAAACCCAUGUGUGCUCGCAGUGCGGGAGGGCCUUUGCUACAGUUGACUAUUUGAUAAAACACCAAAAAAUCCAUACGGGAGAACGGCCGUACGUGUGCUUGCAUUGCGGAAAGAGUUUCGGAAAGAAAGCAAACCUGGUAGAUCAUGUAAGACUGCAUACUGGAGAAAAGCCGUACACCUGCGCUCAGUGUGGAAGCAGUUUCACCUCAAGAAAAGGUCUAAGCUAUCACAGAGAAAAGCAGUGUUCUCAAAGCAUGCCAAAUUCACGCUCGGUUGAAAUUCAGAUAGAGCCAGAUACACCCAUAGACAGUGUUUCUACCAAAAAAGCAAUUACAUCUACACUGUAAAAACAAUUUGUUGAGUCAACUUAAAAUAAUGUGUAACCUGGCUACCUUAACAUUUUAAGUUAAGUCAACUCAAAAAAGUAAGUGACAGCUUAGAUAUUUGAGUUCAUUCAACUUAAAAUUUUAAGGCAGUUGGGUAACAAGCCCAGCUUUUAAGUUUAGCAAACCAUUUUUUGUUUAGUGAAGUCAAAUAUCUAAGUUGUCACUUAAUACAACUUAAAGUUGACUAAACUUAUUUGAGUUGAUUGAACUUAAAAUUUUAGGGCAGCUGGGUAACAAAUUAUUUUAAGUUGGCUCAACAAUUUUUUUUUUU
Messenger RNA from Labeo rohita (rohu), 1767 nucleotides. Its product is annotated as gastrula zinc finger protein XlCGF57.1. The transcript is spliced from 2 exons. Lineage: Eukaryota; Metazoa; Chordata; Actinopteri; Cypriniformes; Cyprinidae. The record is from RefSeq and is a predicted model, not a curated record. The coding region runs from base 201 to 1457 and encodes 418 amino acids.